AUGCCUCACUCUCUGGGUAUGGACAGCCUGCCGCCCGGCUAUGGUACUGCCCCCCUCUGGGUUGACAGCCUGCCGCCCGGCUAUGGUAGCCCCCUUGUGGCAUAUGACAGCCUGCCGCCCGGCUAUGGUCACGCCCCCCUUGGCCUGCCGCCCGGCUAUGGACGCCCCCCUCUGGGUAUGACAGCCUGCCGCCUGGCCUAUGGUACGCCCCCCUCUGGGUAUGGAGACUGCCUGCCACCCGGGCUAUGGUACGCCCCCCUCUGGUAUGGCAGCCCUCCGCACGGCUAUGGUUACGCCCCCCUCUGGUACUGGGCAGACCUCCGCCACGGCUGUACGCCCCCCUCUGGCCCUCCGCCCGGCUAUUGGGUACGCCCCCCUCUGGGUAUGACAGCCCUUCGCCCCGGCUAUGCACGCCCCCCUAUGGGUCAUGACAAGCCCUCAGCUCCGGCUAUGGUAACGCCCCCCUCUGGGUAUGACAGGCCCUCCGCCCUCCGGCUAGGUACGCCCCCCUUGGGUAUGGACAGCCCACCGCCCUCCGGCUUUAGGUACGCCCCCCUCGGGUAUGACAGCGCCGCCCUCGGCUAUAGGUACGCCCCCCUCUGGCCGCCGCCGCUCCGGCUAUGGGACGCCCACCCUAUGGGUAUGACAGCCACCGCCCUCCGGCGAUGGUACGCCCCCCUACUGGGUAUGACAGCCCGCCGCCCUCCGCUAUGUUACGCCACCUCUGGUUAUGACAGCCACCGCCCCGGCUAUGGUUACGCACCCCUCUGGGUAUGA
This is a messenger RNA of Penaeus indicus, 777 nucleotides long. Its product is annotated as postacrosomal sheath WW domain-binding protein-like. The record is from RefSeq and is a predicted model, not a curated record. Lineage: Eukaryota; Metazoa; Arthropoda; Malacostraca; Decapoda; Penaeidae. Bases 1 to 777 code for a protein of 258 amino acids. The transcript is spliced from 4 exons.